Messenger RNA from Vigna umbellata (rice bean), 2859 nucleotides. The record is from RefSeq and is a predicted model, not a curated record. Lineage: Eukaryota; Viridiplantae; Streptophyta; Magnoliopsida; Fabales; Fabaceae.
GUGUAGUGGAGGCUCAGCAUUAUUCCGUUGUCUUCCUUCUCCGUUCCUCACUCUCUUUUUCUCCUUUCUCUUUCUUUCACUGGAAUUUAACCUAGAUCAAAAGAUGACGGUGCUGUGAGAAAAGCGUGAUAGAAAGAGAGAGAGAGAGCGAAAAGUUCACAAAGCAUCUAAGGAGCACGUGAAUUCCGACAUGAAACGGUCUCAGGUUGUAAACCACCACGACAAAUUUGGAUCUGUCGUUUACAAACAUAGCCGAUCUUCGCUGUAAACGAAGCUUUGCUGAAACGACCACGCACUUUCUCCUCACCGUUUACUGCUCGUAACUCUCUUGUUCUUUCACAGCGUCCGUGUUCUGCUUUUUUUUUUCCCUGUUACUGUGAGAAGACCGUUACGCAGCGGAGGGUAAUUUUAUCACCUACCUUGUUUUUUUUGGCGUGGUGGAAUCGAUUGUGCCACAGGAAAAUCGGUCUUCGCUACUGCGUAUUUGGAAGUGGUUUUCUUGCUUCAGCCACCUGAUGAGGAAUUGAUUUGUUGAUGUUCGAGGUUGUUAUUCCAAUUUGUCGAGCAUGGAUAAAGUUUCAUCGGACUGUCCAUACCCCGGAUGCUUUUUUUGUGUCAUGAAGGAAGGGAAUCCGAGCAAGCGCCGAGCUAGUGUACUGAAAUUCUUUAGAGAGCUUCCAAUUCAAGAUGAUGAUGGGCAGGUUCUCCCUAUCAGUGGCCUUUGGAACACGGCUAUGGCUCAUCCAAAUGACCCGGAAUUCAUAGAGCUAGGUAUUUUUGAAUGCAUGGCUGCUCUCAUAUGGAAGGGACUGAAGAACCGGCGCUGGCUUUCUCAUGAUCAAAAUAUAUAUAUUCCUUAUUAUGCAGCUCAUAUAAUUGGUUCCUACACUAUGAAUAUGGAGGAAUUUGCAGAAAGUGCUGUGCAUGCAGGGGUCAUUCCUCCCUUGGUUGAGCUUUUAAGAGGCAGAUUAACUUGGGUUGAGCAGAGGGUGGCAGUUAGAGCAUUGGGACACUUGGCUACAUAUGCCAGCACUUUUCCUGCCAUAGCAAGCAAUGGUGAAAUUCUUGAGCUCUCCAUUCAAUUGGCAAUGAGUUCCCUGGAAAUAGUUUAUUCACACUUCUACCAAUAUGUCGAUAGAAGGCUUAGUUAUCAUUGUGAUCUGCUUACGCGUGGUAUGGGUGGUGUUGAAAUGGAGUCCAGGAAGGCUGAGGAAUGGGCUAGUCAGUUGCAGUGUUGGUCCCUUCAGCUAAUUAAUUGCUUUGCUUUUAAACAUGAAUUUCUUCCCACCAUAUGCAAACCAGAAUUUCUGAUAAAAUUACCUGGCAUGUGGGGUGGACUUGUGAAUGAGAAUUCACCAGCUGGUAUUGGCUUUUUAAGAACAAUUUGUCAUCAAAAGCUUGGUAGAGGGCCUGUUGCCAGUUGCCCUGGUAUUAUUGACGCAUUGUGUAAUAUUGCUCGCUCUUCAGAUGACUGGCAGUAUAUGGCUAUUGAUUGUCUUCUAUGGUUGCUUCAAGAUCCCAAUACAUGUCACAAGGUGAUUGAUAAAGUCGUGCCUGUAUUAGUUGAUCUUGCGGAGAUUACAACUCUGGGUGAUCACAAAAAGCUCGGUGAUUCAAUUGUUAGUGUUCUUCAAGAGUGCAUCCAGUCUCAAGGGUCAGGUCGAAGCUCCAUUAGUAAUCGUACUAAAGAACAGAUUGAGGAUGUAUUAAAUUCAAAGCAGAGAUUGAAGUGGGAAAAGAAUAUGCCCAAGGAAGAUCUACAUAUUAAGCAGGCCGCUGCUCUGGUUGUCAAACUUGAAGGAAAUUCCUUGUUCUCAUCUGGAAAUAUUUCUGGAGCUGCUUCAAAAUAUUCUGAAGCUUUGGCAUUGUGUCCUAUGAGAUCUAGGAAGGAGAGAGUUGUUCUAUAUAGUAAUCGUGCUCAAUGCCAUCUUUUGCUGCAACAACCUUUGGCUGCCAUCAGUGAUGCUACCCGAGCACUAUGUCUUCAUAAACCUGUCAAUCGUCAUGCCAAAAGCCUUUGGAGACGAGCACAAGCUAAUGAUAUGCUUGGAUUAGCGAAAGAGAGUUUGUUAGAUGCUAUUUUAUUUAUAAACGAGUGCUCUCAGUCAAACGAUCCUGAUCUUUCAUUGAGGCAAAAUAAAGUUCCAGAUUAUGCAGAGCGUUUAGUUAAGAAGCAGAUGCGUGCUGCGUGGUUAUUCCGAGAGGCAGCUGUUAAGCAUGGUGGGGUCCAUAGUCAGGGUGAUGGUGGUGAUAUGUAUGGUCCAGAGACAGAUGAUUCUGAAUGGGAGACAGCUAGUGAAAGUGAUAUAGGAAAUGAUGGAAGGGAUGAUAUGGGUGAUGAUGACGACGGUGAUUGGAAUAAUGAUGAUGAUAGGAAAGAUUAUGACAAGCCUUCAAUGAAAGAUAUAAAGCAUGGAUACAAUGUGCAGCUUGCGGAAGAAGAACCUUGACAUAGAAAUCAUUGCAUUUGGUGCAUUAGUUCUCCGCACAAAUGAAGCAGGGUUGGAUGCUGUGACUAUUCUAACUCUGCAUGCAUUGUGGGCUUUCAAAGAGAAAAUUCUAAGUAGGUCGUUGUAGUAAGUGGCGGGUUGAAAGUGAUGACUGAGUUUUUGGUCUUACUAUUAUUUGAGGUUGAUAUUAUAUAUAAAAGUUUUCCAUGUUCCAUAUUUGUUCUCCCCAUUUUUCUAGUCAAGUGUAAAAAUCGAAGAUUUCUAGUUUGGAGAACUGCAUAGCGUUUUGGAGGAUGUGAAGUUUUUUUUUUCUUCCGGAGGUUUGUGUAUAUAAACCCUUUGUGCUUAAGCUUUCUUUGAGUCUGUUUCCACUAUUAUUUUACUAUUAUUUUCAUCCUACUUUUCUUCA